CAUAACUGUUACCAUUAGUGUUGAUUUCUGGAGCUCUUUCCGCAGAAGCAGCCGAAUUCUUCCCAUCAAUAAUUAAUACAUUUGUAAAGCAGCGGGAAAGGGGGAGCGAGCGAGCGGCUACAGAUCCUGUUUUUGAAGAGUAAUCAUCUGCGAAUCAUGUCACAAUCUGACAGAUCUCCAAGAAGAGCUGAUGAGGAGGACAAAGGAGGAUGAAGAAGGAAAGGGAAACUGGAGAGGUAGAGGAGGAAUAUAAUGAAGUUGAGUGGGAAAGGACUGUUUGCUAUCGUAUCCAGCUGCCUCCUCUUCGCCUGUGCCGUGAGCACUGUUGCAGUCGGAAUCAAAUGCUUCUUGCUGGGAACAGAAGUGAAAGCGGAUUUUCACCUGGGGACCGCGGCAGGGGCUUUUUAUUCGGGACUGCUUAUCUGCCUUGGGCAGGUGCUGCUCGGGGCUGCCUUGGUCUGUUGCAAAGGAAAACCGAGGAGUCAGAAUUUCUUCCUCCUGGGUGUCUUGGUGUUUAUGCUGGGGGUCCUUACUGCCUUCUCAGGAGCAGUUAUAGAUGGAGACACUGUGUCCCUGGUGGAGCGGAAGCAUUCUCAUUACUGUUUGAACUCGCCAAACCCAAUUUGUGACAAAUUAAAGGAUUACCAAAAGAGCCUGGUUAUAUCCGCUAUCCUUAACACCUUGGAGUGCCUACUUGGGCUUAUAAACUUGGUUAUCAUAAAGAGGUACAAAUCAGCUGAGUUCUACAGAGGGAGACACUCGUCUCAAAGGCAAAGCGUGGGGGCUAUACUUUUCAAUGAAGACCAGGACUUUUCAAUAGGGGAAUUUCCAUUCCAACCUGUUUCUUAUAUUAAUUUGGGAGUUUUUCACGUUUUUGACGAAGCGGGGGUAGAGGUACCAUGUGGAGGUCACCCCUCUAUUGAGUUACCGGGCUAUUCGCCAUCAGAUCCAGAUCUAAACCAUUCAUACCCCUAUUCUUACCCACUUCCAAACGAGCUGCCCCCCGCAUACGAAGAAAUUUUUCCAGGGGAAACAAGCAACAAAUAGCAAAAGAGGAACUGCACCUUUAUUUUAAUCGGCUGUGACAAUCAUUAGCUCUC
Molecule: messenger RNA, 1100 nt
Organism: Polyodon spathula (Mississippi paddlefish)
Lineage: Eukaryota; Metazoa; Chordata; Actinopteri; Acipenseriformes; Polyodontidae
Product: transmembrane protein 271-like
Exons: 1
Coding region: 253-1047 (264 amino acids)
Source: RefSeq, a predicted model, not a curated record